AUGCCGUUAAGUGAAGGUGGCUUCCAGGCAAUCUCCACCAUCUGCUCUCUCGGCUCCAUCCAUGGAGGAAGAAGAAGCAGGAAAAAGAAAAGAAACGCCAGCGGCGGCGGCGAAUCAGACACGCAAAGAGGAAAAAAAGUCUUCCGCUCGGCCAAGAGGGAGAAAACAAAAAAGAGUGGGAAGCGGUUGAACUGCUUUUUCGGUUUCGCCUCUCGAGGGAUGUCAAAGGCGCGGAGCAUUUCAACGGUGGACGGAGGAGGGAGAAGGGAGAGACUGCGGCAACGAGACCAGCGGACGGCGGACGUCUUCCUCUUCCUGGUGGCCUUUCGCAUCCUCAACGCUCUUCUCGUCCGCACGUUCUUCCAGCCAGACGAAUACUUCCAGUCGCUGGAGCCCGCAUGGAGGAUUGCUUUUGGCCGGGACAGUGGCGUCUGGAUUACAUGGGAGUGGGAGCACCAACUGCGCUCGUCGCUACAUCCGUACCUCUUCGCGGCCGUGUAUAGGGUGGUCGAUGCGGCGGCCUCACACCUCUCGCCCCUGCGCCGGGCUGACCUGUUGGUGGCAGGGCCCAAGGUUGCGCAGGGCUUCAUCUCCGCCGCGGGGGAUUACUUUACGUGGAGACUGGGUAGCAAGAUAUACGGGGGCAGGCCAGAGAGCUCUUGGGUCCUUGGGUUGACCGUUUUGAGUCCAUGGCAGUGGUUCUGCUCUACGCGGACGCUGUCGAACUGCCUGGAGACCAGUCUCACCAUCGCUGCCUUGUAUCUAUGGCCGUGGCAGUGGUCUCUCUCGAGGAGACCCCUGUCUGACGACGUUACCAGUCUGGCGUAUACCACUCUCCGCCAAGGUUGGGGAUCGCAUCCAUGGACCAAAUCCCUAGCACCACUCUUCAUCCUCGUCCGGGAAUGCUUCAUCUGCGGGUCUGCAGUCCUGACCAUCUCCGUGCUGGCAGACCAUACGUACUACGGGGCGUGGACUCUGCCGCCGUUCAGGUUCCUCUACUUCAACGUCGUCCAGUCUCUGGCUGUCUUCUACGGCAAGAAUGACUGGCACUAUUAUCUUUCUCAGGGAUACCCGCUGCUGCUCAUCACUGCCCUUCCCUUUGCCCUCAUCGGCAUGUUUCAAUCCUUGGCCAUGGAUCCCGGAGCUUCUUCUUCCAACAGCCUUUCUGCCACAGUCAGACGGCAGCUGGCCAUUGCUUGCAUCGCCAUGCCGGCAGUACUCUCUCUUGUUCCCCAUAAGGAGGUCCGCUUCAUAUACCCAUUGCUACCCUGUCUUCACAUCCUAGCGGCCGCUCCGGCCUCUCAAUUCUUCACUCCUUCAAUAUCUUCCGCCUCAGGGUCAUACACACCACGGAGAUUACUCUUGGUAUUCUUAGUUCUAGUCAACGUGACCAUCGCUAUAUACGCCUCCAUAAUACACGCCUCAGGUGUGAUCAAUAUACUCGGGUACCUUCGCGAACAGCAAGACGCCCACUAUCAGUACGAGCCCGCAAAAGGCCUUACAGCCGGAUUCCUGAUGCCCUGUCACAGCACCCCGUGGCGCUCGCACCUUGUAUCCCCUCACAUCCGUGCCUGGGCACUAGGCUGCGAGCCGCCAGUCAACCUAUCCCCAGAGGAAAAGGCAGCCUACGUCGACGAAGCAGACCUAUUCUACAACAACCCUUCAGACUUCCUCUCUCAACGGAUGUCCAGCACCGGUAUGCUCUCCAAGCACUUCACAUCAACCUCUACCACCCCCAAGCACGAAUGGCCCGAUUACCUCAUCUUCUUUUCCCCUCUCGAGCCGACUCUCAAACAAUCCCUUCGCUCCUCUUCGUACGCCGAAUGCUACCGCACCUUCAACACAGCAUGGCACGACGACUCACGCCGAAAAGGUGACGUGAUAGUCUGGUGCCGCGAUGCAAAACUCCAAAGUGCCUGGCGUUCCCGCGCCAACCACACUGCGGAACCUACUACUCAAAGUGAUAAAAAGGCCCAGAGCCAACAACAGCGUAGCUUCGAUCGGAUCAUCGAUGUAUUGGCCAGAGAGCGAGACGGUAGCAACACGCAACCGUCUCUAUCGUCGUCAUGGUGGAGGCCAUGGUGGAGCAGUAGCGACAGCGACAGGACGCCGGACAUAAAGCAGAAGAAAAACAUCUUCUCGUCAUUCUCGGCCCCAUUUUCGUUUCCUUCCACCAAAUACUCGCCAUGGUCGUUGGCUCAGCGCCAGUCAUCGUGGAAAUGGCCGUGGCAACGGAAACACAAUAUAGUCUCGGCAUAUCAGAGGAUCAUGUCCCGGCGACAGACCUCCAAUGCCCAACGGGACCUGUGGUCGUAA
Messenger RNA from Microsporum canis CBS 113480, 2316 nucleotides. Its product is annotated as GPI mannosyltransferase 3. Gene Ontology annotation, molecular function: alpha-1,2-mannosyltransferase activity. The record is from RefSeq and is a predicted model, not a curated record. NCBI's taxonomy places the organism in Eukaryota, Fungi, Ascomycota, Eurotiomycetes, Onygenales, Arthrodermataceae. Gene Ontology annotation, biological process: GPI anchor biosynthetic process. The transcript has 7 exons. Gene Ontology annotation, cellular component: endoplasmic reticulum membrane. Bases 1 to 2316 code for a protein of 771 amino acids.